This is a messenger RNA of Tetrahymena thermophila SB210, 519 nucleotides long. RefSeq lists its product as hypothetical. The transcript is spliced from 2 exons. Lineage: Eukaryota; Ciliophora; Oligohymenophorea; Hymenostomatida; Tetrahymenidae. The record is from RefSeq and is a predicted model, not a curated record.
AUGCAAUUUAAUUAUGAUUCACAAGCUCUCAUUAAUAUCAUUAAACAGAAAUGGUAGAUGAGAACUGAAUCAAUCGAUCAACUAGUGCGGUUAUUUGGUAAAAUUAUAGAUUAUUAUGAGUAAUCUAACUAUUUACGAGAUGUAAAUUUUCAAAUUUAAUACAGUACAAUCAGAAUAUAUUGUGAAAAUAAACUUUUCUUAGUUGAAAUCUUAAAAUUACAUCCUCCAUAAGAGGAACAUAAAAUUUAGCCAAUAAAUUUAUUUGCUAUGAAAUCAAAAUGCAAAUUCAACAAGAUUUAUAUAGGUGUUUAUGCAGAAAUUUUGAAAAACAGAAUAUUUUCUAUUAUAGAUUUCUUAAAAAAUAAUCAAGAAGAAUUAUUAAAGCUUAAUUUGAGUUUUUUCAAUGACUUUUAAGAAGAUGAAAUAGAAUUAGCCCUUUAGCGUAUAACUCAAAUAACUUAAGAAAACAAAAUAAGUUAAUGUGUUAUUUACAUAAGAACUAAAUCAAAUAUAAUUUGA